Molecule: messenger RNA, 2691 nt
Organism: Didymosphaeria variabile
Lineage: Eukaryota; Fungi; Ascomycota; Dothideomycetes; Pleosporales; Didymosphaeriaceae
Exons: 7
Coding region: 1-2691 (896 amino acids)
Source: RefSeq, a predicted model, not a curated record
AUGGCUCCUUCAUUCAACUUUGGUGAGGCUAUGGCCGCACCAUUCGAAUUUGGGGGGUCGAGUUUUGCUGAUUUCGAGUUCUCGACGUUUACUCCCGCCAAGGCUGCCGAUAAAACCGCAGCUACAGACACAGGAGUUGAUUGCUUGUCGACAAGAUCAUAUGCAUCGCCUGGAGAACUUGCUUCGUCAUCAUUCUACCCAUCUUCUCUGGCUGCCGUUAAGACCGUUUUGAAUCAUGGUGUGCUAACCCUGCCUUCGAGCGCAUCACAAGCGCCUGUAAUUGAAGCCGAGACCAAACCGAGUGCAAAGCAGGCGGCCGUUUCUGCAAAGACCUACACCAAAGCCCAAAUUGAUCAGUGGAUCACCUCCGAAUUCCACAUUCGUUACGUCGACGUAGACGGUCGGUUCGAUAUUGAGACCGGUACCGACAGUUUGCUAAUACAAGCAAGUAUUGAGAAGAGUAUUUCUGGAUACCGAGAUAAGUUCCACACUGCGCAAGCGAUAGCUGCAAACUUGACCUGGACUACAAGCCGCAAUCAGGAAGACAAUCGCCGGAUGAUCAUCAACGGCCUUUCUCUUAAAUAUGCGGGAACUUCCUUGGAAUAUAUUGAAGCCGUGGCGAGGAAUGUAGAAGUAGAACACGCGAGACUACGGCGAAAAGAGAACCGUCAGCUACAGCGCACGCGUCGACGUCAGGAAGUCUGCCAAAAGGAAGACGAACGCCUUCAAUUAGAAAGGAGCGCGCAAGAUUCUGAUCACGAUCUCGUCCUGGGAGAACUGCAGAGUGAGGACGGGAUGGCUAAAAAGAAGAGCCAACGGCCAAGUGCGUGGUUUCCGAAACCUUGGCCCACUUUCGAUCCGAGUCUGACGGACGCGAGCUUCAAUCGUGCAACUCAGGAUGGUCCUAGAGGUAGUGACGCAUGGGUGCAAUGGCACUAUUGUACGAACGCAUUCGAAUCCGACGGUACUUUCAAGGGCUGGAACUCGUUGAAACGACACUUGGUCAGUCUCAGCGAUGACCAGAUCAGCUCUAUGGCUAUCUCGCAGACGGUGAAGAACCUGCGUCUUAAUCUAGACUCCGCACCAUACUCAUUGCCUAUGUUGGACAGUGAUGGCAAGCCCAUGGAAGGGGAGAUCCAGAAAAUUUUCCUUAAGAGGCCGGUGCCAUUAUCUACUGCGACCGGGCCCAAUUCCGUCGUCGCGCAUGCCCGGUCAGAAACACACGGCGCUCCCGAGACAACAACACCGAGUCCGCCUCUGGCUGAACGUUCUGACUUGCUUCAACGCCAGCUUGGCCAGAUGCGAUUGGACGUUCAUACAGACCAACGCGAAAGCUCUCUCAUGAAUAGUUCUGAUGCACCAGAAGAAGACUCGUUGAACGCUGGCGCAAUGGUUGACCUCGACGCAAUGGACGUCCUAUUGACCGAUGAUAGCUUCACCGACGGUAGUGGCACCGACCACCAGGCUGAAAUCCGACAUGCACCACUUGCAGAUGAGGGUAUCUUCAGGAGCAGGUCGACUAUAAGCCUUAUUCCCCAGUUCGGUCUCAUGGGAACGCAUGAUCAAAACAUCGAUAAUGCGAGUUCGAAACUGUUUCUGAACACCAACGUUCCUUUCUCCGCAUUCGUAUGCGGCGUUCAGGGCAGCGGCAAGUCUCAUACCACGUCUUGCAUUCUGGAGAAUUGUCUCAUUCCUUCAAAGAAUCUUGGUGUACUCCAAGAGCCGUUGUCCGCUCUUGUGUUCAGUUACGGUCUCUUCACCGGCGAUGGCGCUGGAUUCAGCAUCAGCGAAGCUGCAUUCCUCGGGGCACCUAUUCCGCGACUGGGCAAUGCGCACGUCAAGAAAAUCCACGUCCUCGUUUGCGACACUAACCUGCGGAGGAUUCGAAAGCUUUAUGAGCGUCUUCCCAAUGUCACGGUUAGCGCUUUCAAACUCAACCCUAGGAACCUCGACAUUGACUUGAUGCUCACCCUAAUGAAUGUGUCUGAAUCAGACAGAAUGCCACUCUACAUGGGUGCGAUCCUGCAGAUCAUCCGCGAGAUGGCCACAACGAGCGAUAGAUUCGACUACAGGGUGUUCAAAGAACGCGUGCGGGGACAGAGGUUUUCGCCCGACCAAGAAAACAUGUUGAAGAUUCGUUUGGACCUGCUGGAGUCGUUCCUCGACUUGCAAGGAACUAAUCGCGACGAUAUGCUCUUCAAGCCAGGCGAGAUCACCAUUAUGGAUAUGAGCUGCCCCUUCGUGGACUCUCGGGCUUCCGGCAAGUUGGUGGUGUUGGACGAGGCUCAUAAGUACAUGCUCGACGUUCCUGGUGCCAAAGGCCUGAACCAAGCCUUGGUGGAUACCAUCCGCAUGCAACGCCACACCGGAACACGCGUGGUCGUCUCUACUCAAGAGCCGACUCUGUUGACCGACCUGAUCGCUCUGUGUUCCGUCGCUGUGAUCCACCGUUUCUCAUCUCCGGAGUGGUUCACCGCAAUCAAGAGGCACAUUCGUAUCCCAGAGGCAGACCGCGAAGCGCUUAUGGAGCGCAUCGAGGGCUUAUCCACGGGCACCGCAAUCGUUUACUCCCCGAAUUCCAUUCUUGGCUAUGUCGAUGGCAGUAUCAAGAAGGGAACUGGAACGAUGACGAAAGUGAAGAUGAGGAAGCGGAUUACCGCUGAUGGUGGGCAAUCGGUCCUGGCCGUGUAG